Darwinula stevensoni is the source of this 1949-nucleotide messenger RNA. Lineage: Eukaryota; Metazoa; Arthropoda; Ostracoda; Podocopida; Darwinulidae. The record is from the annotation of a GenBank genome assembly.
AUGAUCUGGAAAGUUCUAGAAGGGUCGAAAAUAGCGGAAGAGGAAGCAGCGCAGGAGCACCACAUGUGCUUUGAGUCCCAGCUCCCCUAUAUUUCCCCCAUCCCGCACUCACCCGGCACAGUCUCUUCUGAGAAGCGAUCGAGGAAAGCUCGUUGUCUGAUCAGAGUUGCUUUCGUCAAAAUGCCUGAAGGAGUGGAAGUGAUGGAGCAAGGACUGGGUGCAGAGGUUGAGACCUUUGCAUUCCAAGCAGAAAUCGCCCAGCUCAUGUCCCUCAUCAUCAAUACCUUCUAUUCCAAUAAGGAGAUCUUCCUUAGGGAAUUGAUUUCCAAUGCUUCUGAUGCCUUGGACAAGAUUCGCUAUGAGUCCCUGACUGAUCCUUCUAAGUUGGACUCUGGGAAGGACCUAUACAUCAAGAUCAUCCCCAACAAGAAUGAGCGCACCUUGACCAUUAUUGACACGGGCAUUGGUAUGACCAAAGCAGACUUGGUGAACAACCUUGGAACCAUUGCCAAAUCUGGCACAAAAGCCUUCAUGGAAGCUCUCCAAGCUGGUGCUGAUAUCUCCAUGAUUGGGCAGUUUGGUGUGGGCUUCUACUCUGCAUAUCUAGUGGCUGACAGAGUGACAGUGGCAUCCAAGCAUAAUGAUGAUGAGCAGUAUCUCUGGGAAUCAUCUGCUGGAGGCUCCUUCACGGUCAGGACUGACCCGGGAGAACCUCUAGGCCGUGGCACGAGAAUCGUGCUUUUCUUGAAGGAGGAUCAGACUGACUACCUGGAGGAGAGGAAGGUCAAGGAGGUUGUGAAGAAGCACUCUCAAUUCAUUGGGUAUCCCAUCAAACUUCUGGUUGAGAAGGAGAGAGAUAAGGAAGUUAGUGAUGAUGAAGAGGAAGAGAAGGAAGAGAAGGAAAAGAAGGAAGGUGAGGAGGGAGAUGAAAAGGAUGAGCCAAAAAUAGAGGAUGACUAUGUCUCCCGAAUGAAGGAGAACCAGAAGCACAUUUAUUACAUCACUGGAGAGAGCAAGGAUCAAGUAUCUAACUCUGCCUUUGUGGAACGAGUCCGAAAGCGUGGUUUUGAGGUAGUCUACAUGGUGGAGCCUAUUGAUGAGUACUGUGUUCAGCAACUGAAGGAGUAUGAUGGAAAGCAGCUGGUUUCCAUCACCAAAGAAGGAUUGGAACUCCCAGAAGAUGAAGCAGAGAAGAAAAAACGAGAAGAAGAUAAGGCUAAGUUUGAGAAUUUGUGUAAAGUGAUGAAGGACAUUUUGGACAAGAAGGUUGAGAAGGUGGUUGUGAGCAACAGGCUGGUCACAUCUCCUUGCUGCAUAGUUACCUCACAGUAUGGCUGGUCAGCCAACAUGGAAAGGAUCAUGAAAGCCCAAGCUCUUCGUGACACAUCCACCAUGGGAUACAUGGCUGCCAAAAAACAUCUUGAAGUUAAUCCUGACCAUCCCAUUGUUGAAACCAUGCGUGCAAGGGCUGAAGCAGACAAGAAUGACAAGUCUGUCAAGGACCUUGUGAUGCUUCUGUACGAGACUGCUCUGUUGUCAUCUGGUUUUACUCUUGAGGAUCCUGGAGUCCAUGCUUCACGCAUAUACAGGAUGAUCAAGCUUGGGCUUGGAAUUGAUGACGAUGAAGCCAGUGCUAGUGAAACUGCUGCUACAGAGGAGAUGCCUCCUCUUGAGGGAGAUGAUGCUGCUGAUGCAUCUCGUAUGGAAGAGGUGGAUUGAGAACUCAUCGAAACCCAAGCUCUUCUGAUCUCCUUUGCUUCUGCUACUAAAGUUAUAGUAAAUUCCAAAGAACUUCAACAUUCCCCCCCCCCCCCCCCUUGAGUGUGUGUGUAUAGAUUCGAUGUUGGUGCAUUAUUGUGAUAUUCAGCAUACUCCUACUGUGAGAUUGAAAAUGCAUCCAUUUAGUUCAUGUGUUAAACUGAAAUUUUGGAAUAAACCCUUUUCAUUCA